UCUCUCUCUCUCUCUCUCUCUCUCCGUCUCUCUUUUGGCUUGGACAUUUCUGCUAAUAAAAAGCUGUUUGGUUUUGCUGAGGAGCUUGUUUUAUGCGUUUUCUUGGUGGUGAGGUUGCCAUGUAGAGCUGAAACGGCUGCGAUUUCGGUUGGAUUUGCCUUUUAAGCUCCCUUUUGCAGGCCCUUUUGAGUUUUGAGUGUAUUUUUCUGUAUAGUGAUUUUAAAUUUUUUCUCUUCCAUGAAUCUUAUGCUUUUGGUGUUUCUUAUGGAAAUUUAAAAACUUCUUCUCUGAAAAUUUUUCUUCUGCAGGUUGAAGUUUGAUUUUUUUUUUUUCCUCCUAAAGCAGACCCAUGGAUUAUUGAAUGUUUCUCUCUCUAAAACUAAUAGUAUUUCUCUCCCUAUAUUCGUCUCAUUUAUUCAUUGGUUGAAAAUGACAGACCCUUUGCGUGUCACCCUUUCUCUCUCUCUCUCUUUAUAAUGCUUGAGGUUGAGGGAAGGUGCGUUUUGUGCCAUAUAAAAUAAUUGUAGUUUUUUCUUCGGAUUAAAUUUUCCAUGAAUUUUUUUUUCAAUGACAGAUUGCUUAAAAAUUGACUUGGAUUCGAAUCCCUCAAUUUUCAAAUUGUGAAGACCCUCCUUCAUUCGAUAUCAAAGACCAUAGCUUUCACUGUAAGCACUGUGUAGACCAAAAGGAUUUCUACUUCUGAGGAUUGGUUCAUACUAUGAAUCUGUGUUAGAUCUUCAAGGACUGCUUAUAGUUACCAGUUGACAAAAAUCAUCAAGCUCUGAUGUCGGUUUUGGACAAACCAUCAUCAAGUUCAUCAAUUUCUUCACCGUCUAUUUCAGUUGGGGAGAUUGAUCCAUUGUUGAAGGAUUUGAAUGAGAAGAAACAGAGUUUUAGGCGGAACGUUGUUUCGUUGGCUGCAGAGCUGAAAGAAGUUAGGAGCCGGCUUGCAUCUCAAGAGCAGUCAUUUGUUAAGGAGACAAUAACAAGACAGGAAGCAGAGAGUAAGGUAAAAACCAUGGAAGCAGAGAUUUGUACAUUGCAGAAGCGAUUGGAGGAGAGGAAUGGCCAGCUUCAGGCUUCAUCUUCCACUGCUGAGAAGUACCUUAAGGAGUUGGAUGGUCUUAGAUCACAGCUUGCAGCCACUCAAGCAACUGCAGAUGCAAGCACUUCUUCAGCUCAAUCGGCUCAGCUUCAGUGUUUAGCUUUGUUAAAGGAAUUAGAUAUGAAGAAUAACUCGUUAAAAGAGCAUGAGGAAAGUGUGAAAAGGCUAGAAGUACAAUUAGACAAUUUACAAAAGGAUCUAAAGGCAAGAGAAUCAUCCCAAAAGCAACUGAAAGAUGAAGUUCUUAGAGUUGAGCAAGACAUUAUGCAAGCGAUUGCCAAGACGGGAGCUGGAAAAGAUUGUGAACUUAGGAAAUUAUUAGAUGAGGUAUCUCCAAAAAACUUUGAGAAGAUCAAUAAACUUUUGGUUGUUAAAGAUGAAGAGAUAGCCAAGUUGAAAGAUGAAAUAAGAAUCAUGUCUGCCCACUGGAAGCUCAAAACCAAGGAAUUGGAAACACAGUUGGAAAAGCAGCGACGGGCUGAUCAGGAGCUGAAGAAGAGAGUGUUGAAGUUGGAAUUCUGUCUACAGGAAGCUCGUACUCAGACACGGAAGCUGCAAAGGAUGGGAGAGCGAAGGGACAAAGCUCUCAAAGAACUCAGAGAACAGUUAGCCAAUAAACAACAGCCGGUAGCUGUGGGUAAUAAUGAAAAGCAAAAUUUCUGGGAAUCUUCCAGCUUCAAGAUUAUAGCUUCCAUGUCAAUGUUGGUCUUGGUGGUAUUCUCAAAGCGAUGAAGUGACUACAGUGUCCUUUCCUUGCCUUGCCUUGUAUAAAUGUCCUAAUACCUUGAUUCUAGGAGAGCUGUAGAGGGGCCGUUAUGCUAUUAGAAAUGCGCACAGUAGACUCUCUAUCAUAUGUAGCCAUUGUCAAAAGUGCCCCUUUGUUGUGCUCUUGCCCCUAGAAUCCAAAAAGUGAUGGCAAUUUUUUUACAAUAUUUUAAGUAAUUUGAAAAAAAAAAAAGAGGGUUACAAAAAGAAACCUGGGAGUAGAUAUAAAAAAUAGUAAGAUUCAAUUUUAAUGGUUCCAUUAGGUGAAUAUUAUUGUAAUGAGAGAAUGCUAAAGUAUGCAGAUUUGCUAUUUCGUAGUUAAUGGUCAAAUGUUUGGUGUAACGGUGCAUAAUUUGAGCUC
Molecule: messenger RNA, 2231 nt
Organism: Manihot esculenta (cassava)
Lineage: Eukaryota; Viridiplantae; Streptophyta; Magnoliopsida; Malpighiales; Euphorbiaceae
Product: nuclear envelope-associated protein 2
Exons: 6
Coding region: 785-1837 (350 amino acids)
Source: RefSeq, a predicted model, not a curated record